Molecule: messenger RNA, 2348 nt
Organism: Aphidius gifuensis
Lineage: Eukaryota; Metazoa; Arthropoda; Insecta; Hymenoptera; Braconidae
Product: EF-hand domain-containing protein 1-like
Exons: 5
Coding region: 71-1888 (605 amino acids)
Biological process (GO): cilium-dependent cell motility; mitotic spindle organization; mitotic cytokinesis
Cellular component (GO): axoneme; mitotic spindle
Molecular function (GO): alpha-tubulin binding
Source: RefSeq, a predicted model, not a curated record
AUGCACGUGUUAUAAAUAAAUAGUUUUUCUUUUAUAUAUUUUUUGUAUAUUUUAUAUAAAAUUUAUUAAAAUGGAAGAUGUACCACAAUUACCUGGAUAUUCAUUUCGAGAUUACAAUCUACAAGAUUUUAAGUUAAAUCCAAAAUGUAGCUAUUUAAAUGGUCAUCGGUUUAUCAAAGAUUCUUGGUGUGGUGUUGGAAAACGACCAAUUGAUGUUAUGUCCAGUGCUUAUUCUCCAGAAAAUCCAGAAGCUGUCGACUAUGAUCCUUCAUUGACUUAUGGAAGAUCAAAAGGCUAUCCAAAAAGACAAGUUAUACCUCACUAUGUAUUAUUUGCUCAAAAAUGCUUGAAUUUUAAAGCAUUUUUUCGUCAAAGUGUUUAUAAUUCACCAAGUGAACAUCAUCGUAUUCGCCAUGUUAAUAUAAUAUAUUUUUUGGAAGAUGAUACACUUUGUGUUAUUGAGCCACCAGUUGAUAAUUCUGGUUUUCAACAAGGUAAACUUGUUAGACGUGGUAAAAUUCCUAAAAAUCAGGAUAACGAUGUUUAUCAUUGGAAAGAUUUAAAUGUUGGAAUAAACAUAGAAAUUUAUGGUGUAACUUAUCAUACAGUUGAUUGUGAUGCAUUUACUAGAGAAUUUUUACUAAGUCAAGGAAUUGAUAUUGGUGAUAAAGAGGAUCCACCACCUGAUGCUUAUACUCAAGAUCGUUUAUCAAAAUUAUCAAUAACAAAAACAAUUAAAAAAAAUACAAAUUCAAAUGCUGAAGAUUCACGUAGAAAAUUUUUAGAAUAUGAUGGAAUGGUAUUGACAUUUAAUUCAACAUGGAAUGAUGAUUAUUAUCAAAUAUUAUAUUUUUUAACUGAUGAUACAAUAUCAAUAAAAGAAUCACCAAUUAUUAAAAAUGGUAAAGAUCCAUGUAAAUUACUUUUAAAAAAAACUAGAGUACCUAAAAAUUGGAAUGAUCUACCUGAUUCAUAUCCAAGAAUUUAUCUUGAAAGAAGUGAUGAAGAAGUUGUUGAAUAUUAUUCACCAUCUGAUUUUAAAAUUGGUGAGACAAUUUUUAUUUUUGGACGACGUUUUUUACUAUUAGAUUGUGAUCAAUUUACAAGAAAAUAUUAUUGUAACAUGUUGGGUCUUGAACAGCCAGAAAAAAUACAAUAUAAUACUGAAAAUAUUAAAAAUGGAAUAUGCCAAGGUAUUGCAACAAAUAAUAAAAAUAAUAUUUGUAAUUUUAAAAAAUCAAGAAAUACAAAUAAAGAAGAUGUCAUAAGAAAAUUAUAUAAUCAUCAAAAAAAAUUAAGAUAUAAAAUUAGCAUGGCUGCAGUACAUCCAGAUGACAUUGAUCGUGAAUUUAUAAUGGAAUAUAGUCUAGGUGAUGGAACAAUAAAAAUAAAUGAAAUUGGAAAAAAAAAUUCUGGUAGAAUUGGUGGAUGUUUUUUAUCAUCAAUGCUUGUACCAAAAAAAAAUAUAAAAAUUGAUAAUUGUGAUGAAGAAAUACCAAUUUAUUAUACACCAAAUGAUUUUUUAAUUGGAUCAAAUAUAAAUAUAUUUAAUCAUCAUUUUUUAAUAAAUGAUGCUGAUGAAUUUGUACAUCAUUAUGUUGAAAAUAAUAAAGAUAAAUUUACACCAGAAUUAGUUAAAAAUAUUCAAGAUUAUUUUACAAAUAAAAAAUAUAAAAUUAUUCAAGAUAAUAAAAAUGAUAAUAAAAUUCAAGAUGAUAAUAAAAUUACUAAAAAUAAUAUUGUUAUUGAGCCAAUUGUUCAUCCAUAUCCACAAGGUAGACUUCCAAAAGGUAAAAUAUGCUCACAAUGUGAUGAUAUUAAUAAUGAACGUCGUAAAAUUACCUGGUCUGAUCAAGUACAAGUUCCAUGCACUCUUACAAGUGGAUGAAUUCAACGAAAAAAAAAUAAUAAUUUCGAUUUCAUCCAAUUUUGUAUUGUAUAAAUAAAAAAUAAACACUUUUUUCUUUCACUUUAUCCCAUUUUAUGUAGACAUUGUUGUAUAUUCAUUCAUAAUAUUAAUAAAAAAAAAAAAAAAAUAGAUUAAAAAAAAAAAAAAGAAUUAGUUAUUUUUUUUUUUUUCUUUUGCUAUCGUAUUCUCUUCCUGCACAAAGUGCAAUUACAUUUUUUUCUUUUUUUUCCUUUUCAUUACACAUGAUAAACAUAAAAAUUUUCUUUACUCACAAUUCGUUAUUAUUAUUAUUAUUAAUUCUGUUUUUUUUUUUUUUUCAUUCAACUGUUACUUUAUUAUUAUUGUUAUUUUAAUUUUUUUUUUAAAUUCAUUUUUGUUAUUAACAGCAACAGGCACUGAGUUUAAAUUGUCCAUUGAAGCAUCAACACCUUUUCUCGAG